AUGGCGCGACCUCAUCCAUACCAGGAGUCAGUCAGAAGCAGCUUGAUAGACGAGGCUAAGGCCCGCUUACGAAAGCAUGAUGUUGGGACCAGAUUUUCUCACCUGUUGUCCAACAGAUGUUCCGUCCUUGUACCACUGUUGGCUAAAGAAGGAAAAUUCCAUCUGUUAUUCACCCUCCGGUCAGAGAAGCUAAGAAGGUCUCCAGGAGAAGUUUGUUUCCCCGGAGGAAAGUGUGAACCCACAGACGAGGAUGAGGUAGCCACGGCGCUCCGGGAAGCCCAGGAGGAGGUGGGCCUGGAUCCUCGCCAAGUGGAGGUCGUCUGCUGCCUGGUGCCGGCGAUUUUUGAUAAACAGAUACUUGUAACCCCAGUUGUGGGAUUUAUAGACCAGGACUUCCAGGCCCAGCCUAAUCCGGAUGAAGUGAAGGGCGUGUUCCUGGUGCCUCUGGACUAUUUUCUGCAUCCACAUGUCUACCAGAAGAAUUACCUGACACUUUUUGAUCAUCAGUUUCUCUUUCAUUGCUUUGAGUACACGAACCCUGAAAAUGGUGCAACUUACCAGAUCAGGGGAAUGACUGCAAAAUUUGCAAUAUUCGUUGCUUUAAUUGUUUUAGGAAAAAGACCCACCUUUGAGGUUGAGUAUAAUUUGGAUGAUCUACUGUUGUCUUCUGAAGAGUCCUUACUGAAGCUGCAUAAACUCGCCACAAGCAAGUUAUGA
Molecule: messenger RNA, 717 nt
Organism: Orycteropus afer afer
Lineage: Eukaryota; Metazoa; Chordata; Mammalia; Tubulidentata; Orycteropodidae
Gene: NUDT7
Product: nudix hydrolase 7
Exons: 4
Coding region: 1-717 (238 amino acids)
Biological process (GO): coenzyme A catabolic process; nucleoside diphosphate metabolic process
Molecular function (GO): manganese ion binding; acetyl-CoA hydrolase activity; coenzyme A diphosphatase activity
Source: RefSeq, a predicted model, not a curated record